Fraxinus pennsylvanica is the source of this 2097-nucleotide messenger RNA. Lineage: Eukaryota; Viridiplantae; Streptophyta; Magnoliopsida; Lamiales; Oleaceae. The record is from the annotation of a GenBank genome assembly.
AUGGCGGUGUCAGAAGAAGGUUUUCCGGCAAGAAAACGGCUGCCGUCUGCCGGAGCAUUUGUUUCGCCGAGUUUCUCCGAUAACAAGCUCCUCCUGUCUCUGUUUCUUCUCUCUCAAGAAAUAUCAUCUCUCUCACCACUCAGAAUUCUCCUCAAGAAAAGCUCGUCCUCAAUAACGAGAAAAUCAAGGCUCCUCUCAAUCUUUUUCGAAGAGCUUCUUCGCUACCCGGUAAAUGUUUUUCCACCUUCAGCUGCCUUGUGUUUCGAAGAAUUGUACAUAAGUUUGCAAAGAAUAAAAAUUCUCCUGGAAGAUUGUUCCAGCUGUAGUAAGAUGUGGCUGCUAAUGCAAACACCAUCUAUCUCGAAUUCAUUUCAUCAACUGACCGGAGAAUUAUCGAUCCUUCUAGAUAUUUUCCCGGGAAAAGAGUUGGAUUUAAACGAAGAUGUUGAAGAGUUGUUGAAUCUGAUCAAGAAACAGUGCUCAGAAAAGGAAUCUGAUUUUGAUUCUAACGACGAAAAUCUUCGAGUUCAGGUUUUGAAAAUGCUUGACGAUAUUAAAAGAGAAAUCGUUCCUGAUACUUCAAAACUUUCACAGAUUUUCAACAGAUUGAAUUUAAGCGAUUCAACAAGUUGCAGUGCAGAAAUUGAGAAUUUAGAAGAUGAAGUGCAGAAUCAAAACGAUGACAAGUCAAAAUCCGAUAUAGUCGCGCUGAUUGGGCUUGUACGCUAUGCAAAGUGUGUGCUAUAUGGUGCCUCGACGCCUAGAACCACCAGCAGACGGCGGAGAUCGUCGGUGGAUGUGAAUUUCCCGGCGGAUUUUCGCUGUCCUAUUUCUCUUGAUCUGAUGAGGGACCCUGUGGUGGUGUCCACGGGACAAACGUAUGACAGAGAAAUUUCUCUUGAUCUGAUGAGGGACCCUGUGGUGGUGUCCACGGGACAAACGUAUGACAGGUCGUCUAUAAGCCUGUGGAUCGAAUCAAGACAUAACACGUGUCCUAAAACAGGUCAGACCCUGGCCCACACGCAAUUAAUACCCAAUCUGGCGUUGAAGAAUUUGAUAGCUAUGUGGUGCCGCGACCAGAGAAUUCCAUUUGAGUCCACGGAAACGAACGUCAAAUCUAGCGGCAUGGUUAUGAAUAAAACCGCGUUGGAAGCCACCAAGAUGACAGUGACGUUUUUGCUUAACAAAUUAACGGCGUCACAAUCGCCGGAAGCGUUAAAUCUCAUCGUUCAUGAGCUACGGAUAUUGGCUAAGAUGGACUCGGAUAGUCGAGCUUGCAUUGCCGAGGCUGGAGCUUUGCCUUUAUUGGUCAAAAUCUUAGGUUCGGCACACCCGAGCCUACAAGUUAACGCGGUUACAACAAUUCUUAAUCUCUCGAUCCUCGAGGCAAAUAAGACGAGGAUAAUGGAGACAUAUGGAGUUUUGAACGGCAUUAUCGAGGUGUUAAGGUCGGGUGCCACAUGGGAAGCAAAGGGAAAUGCAGCAGCCACCAUAUUUAGUUUGACAGGUGUACAUGCUUAUAGGAAAAGACUAGGUAAAAAGACACGUGUCGUGAAGGGAUUACUCGAUUUGGCGAGGCAAGGCCCUACAAACACGAAAAUGGAUGCAAUGGUGGCAAUUUUGAAUUUGGCGUGUGACAGGGAAGCAGUAGGGAAGUUAAUUGAGGGAGGGGUGGUGGACAUGGUUGCCAAGGUCAUCGAUUCGCUGACCGAGGAGGCAGUUACCAUCCUCGAAGUGGUAGUGAAACGGGGUGGAUUGGCGGCAAUCACGGCUGCUUAUCAUCGGAAUAUGAUGAAAAAAUUGGCGAAGGUUUUGAGGGAUGGUAGCGAUAGGGCUAAAGAAAGUGCUGCAUCCACAUUAGUUAUUAUAUGUCGGAAAGGGGGGUUGGAGAUGGUUUCGGAGCUGGCCUUGAUCACGGGAAUCGAGAGAGUGGUGUGGGAAAUAAUGGGAAUGGGGACGGGGAGAGCAAAAAGAAAGGCAGGGACAUUGAUGAGAAUUUUAAGGAGAUGGGCAGCUGGACAAAUUGAAGAUCAUGUUAACACUGGACAAUCAACAACUAUGACGAUGAAUUCAACCAGGAUAGUAUUGCCAGGAUAA